Meloidogyne enterolobii is the source of this 809-nucleotide messenger RNA. NCBI's taxonomy places the organism in Eukaryota, Metazoa, Nematoda, Chromadorea, Rhabditida, Meloidogynidae. The record is from the annotation of a GenBank genome assembly.
UAUUUCUUGCAAUAAGAAGGAUGAGUGCAUCAAAAGUGGGGGAGAAUGCUUGAAACCUGGCGGAUUAGAGUUUGGUUGGGCUUAUAAUGGAGAUAAAGUUCAUGCGAGUAUACAAUCGGGUAAAGACAAUAAUUUUCUUUCCAAAUUUUAACAUCAAUUUUACAGUUGGUGAGCCAGUUGUGUGUCAAUGUCCUCUCAAGGAUGAUCAUGUAAACAAUUUAAAGUCCGAAAUUAAUGUCCAUGUUGAUGAUGGCCUUUUUUGGUUCCAUAUUGAGAAUUUUGAAGAAAGUUGUUAUUUUUCUUCCUCACGAUGCGAUUUUGUGUGUUUACGCCGAUUUGAUGAGAUUGUAGAGGAAAAAGGAUUAAUUAAACCAAUAACUUGGAGACUUGAUAAUAGAAUCUAUGAAGAUUUCGCGUUCAAUGAAUUACUUGCUUUCUAUCUUCUCCCUCAAAAGGCUUCCUACCAGCGUAAUGGGAAUAAUAUUAAAAGGAAUUCUUCUCUGGAUGGACCUAAUUGCAAAAUUGAAAUUAAAUUUAGUGCACAAGAAUAUAGGCUUUUAGUAAACAAGAAAGAGGAGACAACAACAAAGGAACCAACAACAGAAGAACCAACAACUGAGGAAAAAACAACUAAGGGAACAAAAACUGAGGAAAUUGGGACAACGACAAAAGAGGGAACUGCAAAAGAAACUUGGUCCGCAUCUUCGUCCAAACCUUUGCAAACUUCUAUAGGGCCCAAACCUUCGCCAACUUCAAAGAGUAAUAUAUUCGUUACCGUUGCCUUGAUUGCUGUCAAUGUUAUUUUGUAA